Messenger RNA from Nelumbo nucifera (sacred lotus), 2049 nucleotides. Its product is annotated as phospholipase D beta 1-like. Lineage: Eukaryota; Viridiplantae; Streptophyta; Magnoliopsida; Proteales; Nelumbonaceae. The record is from RefSeq and is a predicted model, not a curated record. Gene Ontology annotation, molecular function: calcium ion binding; D-type glycerophospholipase activity. Gene Ontology annotation, biological process: phospholipid catabolic process; phosphatidylcholine metabolic process. Gene Ontology annotation, cellular component: plasma membrane.
CACAAAAUCAGACUAGUCCGAGAGAAUGGUUUUACAUCAGGUUGUAGACUAACACUGGGAGAGCUUCUCAAGACGAAAUCGGAGGAAGGAGUAAGGGUGCUACUACUUGUCUGGGAUGAUCCUACUUCAUGGCAAUUCUCUGGUUUUAAAUUUAAAGGAAAGAUGGACACCUAUGAUGAAGAGAUUCAUCAUUUUUUCAAGCAUUCAUCAGUAAAUGUGUUGCUUGGUAAACGAAUUGCUGCCGGUAGACAACACGGCAUGUUGAAAAAACAGGAGGCUGCUUUAAUCUAUACGCAUCACCAGAAGAUUGUAGUUGUGGAUUCAGAUGCUGGCAACAAUAUGAGAAAAAUAACUGCUUUUAUUGGAGGACUGGAUUUAUGCCAAGGCCGAUAUGACUCGCCAAUCCAUCCUUUAUUUGCCACGCAACAAACAGUGCAUAAAGAUGACUUUUACAACCCCAAUUUCAAGGCUCCUCCUGUUCACUGUCCACGACAACCCUGGCAUGAUCUACAUUGUAAGGUUGAUGGUCCAGCAGCAUAUGAUGUUCUCAUUAACUUUGAAGAGCGUUGGAAAAAAGCUUCAGAACUGCAUGGAAUUGACAAAUUAAUAAAACUUGGUUCCAAGUAUCACUACACUGAAAGUUUGCUUAAGAUAGACAAUAUACCUGAGAUACUUGGGAUGCUUAAUGCUCCUUGGUUGAGUGAGAAUGAUCCAGAGGCUUGGCAUGUGCAGGUUCUUCGCUCAAUUGAUUCAAAUUCUGUAAAAGAUUUUCCUACUGAUCCAACGGAAGUCGCAAAAAAGAACCUAGUCUAUGGGAAAGAUGUAGUGAUUGACAUGAGCAUACAUUCUGCAUAUGUAAAAGCUAUCAGAGCCGCCCAACACUUCAUUUAUAUUGAGAACCAGUACUUUCUUGGAUCAUCAUAUAAUUGGUCUUCAAAGCAAAACACAGGAGCAAACAAUUUGAUACCAAUGGAAAUUGCACUGAAAAUUGUGAACAAGAUAAAAAAGAAUGAGAGGUUUUCUGUGUAUAUAAUUAUUCCCAUGUGGCCAGAAGGUAUUCCGACAGGAAAAACUGUGCAAGCAAUUCUCUAUUGGCAGCACAAAACAAUGAAAAUGAUGUACAAGAUGGUUUACAAGGCUUUGGAAGAAUCUGGACUUGAGAAGAUGUAUGUGCCCGAAGACUAUUUGAACUUCUUUUGCCUCGGAAAUCGGGAAGAAAUAGACCAGAAUGGCUCUGCUUCAUGCCAUGGAAAACCUGCUAAGUGGGAGGAAGACACCCCUCAAAAACGUACUGGGAAGAGUACUGGACGCUUUAUGAUCUAUGUUCAUUCUAAAGGGAUGAUAGUGGAUGAUGAAUAUGUGAUAUUGGGCUCUGCAAAUAUCAACCAGCGAUCCAUGGCUGGCAACAGAGAUACUGAGAUCGCUAUUGGUGCCUACCAGCCUCAGCAUACAUGGACAAGAAAGCCAUCUGGUCCACGAGGGCAGGUUCAUGGUUACAGGAUGUCACUCUGGGCAGAGCACAUGGGAACUCUUGAGGAGUGUUUUGGACACCCAGAGAGCCUUGAAUGUACAAAGAGGGUCAGGGCACUGGGGGAACAAAAUUGGAAACAAUAUGCUGCAGCAUCUGAUGAGGUUGGGGAUAUGAAGGGACACCUUCUCAAGUACCCCAUCAAAGUAGAUAUGGAGGGAAAUGUGAAGCGUCUUGAUGGUUACACUGCUUUUCCUGAUGUGGGAGGGGAAAUAAAGGGAACAUUUGAGAAGAUCCUGGAAAACAUUACCACAUAGGCUGUGUUUGGUUUCUAGGAAAACAUUGCAGGGAAACGUUUACAAACCUUGUAUCUUCCUUUCCCUACCUUUGUCUAUGAGGCUGAGCAAUUUUGAAGAUGGUUCAUUUUUGUGGGCUGUAAUAAUGGAAGAUAUUUUAUAACCAACUUUGUUUAGUAAUGUGCAGUUUUUUCACUGAGAUUGUAUUGCCAUAUCCUCUUCCUCGACAUUUUAUGAAUUUCUUCCCAAAAUUCUGAGUGAAGACAAUUUGUUGUGAGUUGUGAC